GAAGCAGUUCUGCGCUCCGCCCCGCGGCGGCCGCGCGCGGAACGACUUCCGGCGGGGAGUGCGCGGGGUCGCGGAGGGCCGGCUCCUGCGGCUGCGACGGGAUGACCACUCUCCGGGCUUUCACGUGCGACGACCUGUUCCGCUUCAACAAUAUUAACUUGGAUCCACUUACAGAAACUUACAGUCACCCACCCGCCUCACCCUCAGCCGUAAGCAUAGCUGUGUGCAGCAGAAAGCACUGGCUUCAGCAGGAUGGGCUGUUUCUGUCUGAUGUGAACAAAGUCUGGAGAGGACGAGCAGUCCACGGUGGUUCUGUGAUGUCACCAGCGACCAGGCUCGUCCAUCCCUGGUGGCUUUGGCUUCCUGCCCAGGUGGCUCCCAGAUCCCACAGCAUCACAUCCUUGAUCCUGGAGGAGGACUGGUCAACAGAGGGGAAGUACCUCGCCCAUUGGCCAGAGUACUUCAUCGUUGCAGAGGCGCCCGGUGGAGAGUUAAUGGGUUAUAUCAUGGGGAAGGCAGAAGGCUCGGUGGCAAGGGAAGAAUGGCACGGGCACGUCACAGCUCUUUCUGUUGCCCCAGAAUUUCGACGCCUUGGCUUGGCUGCUAAACUUAUGGAGUUAUUAGAGGAGAUAUCUGAAAGAAAGGGUGGAUUUUUUGUCGACCUCUUUGUGAGAGUGUCUAACCAAGUUGCAGUCAACAUGUACAAGCAGCUGGGCUACAGCGUGUACAGGACCGUGAUAGAGUACUACUCGGCCAGCAACGGGGAGCCCGACGAGGAUGCUUAUGAUAUGAGAAAAGCACUUUCCAGGGACACUGAGAAGAAAUCCAUCAUACCACUACCUCAUCCUGUGAGGCCUGAAGACAUUGAAUAACCAUAAGCAGUGGUUCUUAGGCUGAUGAUGCUCCAGAUAGUUUAUGGACAAUAUUAUUUUCAUUAGAUGAUCCUGGAGCUCUAUUAGGAGAAAAGGGAAUUGUUUAGAUCUUAAAGAUUUUAAGAAAAUACAAGUUUAUAGAACGCUUUAAAUCUCGUUUCCAGUUAGCAAUAUCAUACCUCCUAAAGCUGUUCACUAUAAUAAAGUUCAACCAAAAAGGCAGCUAGGGCAGAAGGGAACAUUCCACUGUCAUAAUAUUCACAAUAUGCUAGAGAAAAAGCUCACUCCAGUCUCCUAAUUCUGUGCCUGAGAACCACUGCUACAUAGAUAUAUUUUGUAUUGAACUGUUCAUUGAAGCUUUAAAAGCAUUUAUGAAAUAUAUAAAUCUAAGCUGUAAAAUAAAAUGCAUUGUUGACUAUAAA
This is a messenger RNA of Sus scrofa (pig), 1294 nucleotides long. The record is from RefSeq and is a predicted model, not a curated record. Lineage: Eukaryota; Metazoa; Chordata; Mammalia; Artiodactyla; Suidae.